AUGUUACGAACCCGAACGUUCGAAGUUCGGAUUCAAGCAAAGUUCGAUGUUCGAGUUCGAGUUGGACUUCGAACAUGUUCGAACCUUCGAGGUCGAAUUCAAGUUCGACAUCAAAUAUUUAACAAACCAAAUUAUACACCUGGUAAUAGUCGUUAUAAUCCAGUUGAAAGAUCAAUGUCACUAUUAUCGAAUUGGCUUGUUGGACUUACAUUGAAAAGGGAAUAUAAUUCAAAUGCCAGCAAACCACAUAAUCUUGACGAUGCACUUAUCUGCUUAUAUUCUUAUUGGGACAAAAGAAAAUACGAUGGUUUUCAAUAG
This is a messenger RNA of Didymodactylos carnosus, 318 nucleotides long. The record is from the annotation of a GenBank genome assembly. NCBI's taxonomy places the organism in Eukaryota, Metazoa, Rotifera, Eurotatoria, Philodinida, Philodinidae.